Molecule: messenger RNA, 2544 nt
Organism: Colletotrichum lupini
Lineage: Eukaryota; Fungi; Ascomycota; Sordariomycetes; Glomerellales; Glomerellaceae
Exons: 17
Coding region: 1-2544 (847 amino acids)
Source: RefSeq, a predicted model, not a curated record
AUGAGAAAAGCUCAACGAGAUAUCUGCUUGCCGUGGCUACCGCUGAAUCUGUUUCUGGGCCUCAUCCGAUCCCUUGGCUCUCCUUUGCCUCGCUGCAUCUCUCGCUGGCACUACCUCCCGGAGGCUCUUUCACCGACUCUUGAAAGGCACAUUUACUCCUUAGCCAUGCGGCAUCGCGCCUCCAUCGGCCCUCUCUUCUCCCUUCGUUUCGUGUUUCUGGCCUUUUUCUGGCUCUUGCCUUGCUACACCACCUCCUUCUGCACUGAUACUUGUCCGGAAACAUUGUUUUUGCUGGACAAACACCCACCCCUUGGAGGCCGCAAAAACGCAAACCAUGGCAACUGUGCCGUUCAGAACCUAGAACAGGUCUGGUACCAUGUCUUCGUCAGAUUUCAGACAAAUAUCUCAAAACGAGGACUAUGUCUUCAUACUUUCGACAAGAGCAGCUACCCAUACAGCAUGUCUAUUGAGAGUCCGGGGCCUUUCUGGUACCAUACGACGGCUUGCCACAUGUUCUCUCUUUCGGUGUCAUUAUUGCCAAGCGUCCUGCUGCUGGUAUCAACCCUACUUCUUCCCGGCCCAACAUCCCAGGAAUGUCUCGCAGGGCGGCCUACAGGACGACAGGAGAGCCAAACGGAUCCAGCUACGGCGACUGUGAGGGACCGGGUCCUUUUCAUCAUCGGACACUCGGUAACAAAGAAGCAAGUAUGUAGAGAGAGCUAUCAAAAGGUUAUGGCUCUGCUCCCCGGUCCCGCAGAAAUCUCCCGCUAUAUGUGGCGUACGCACCGCAGACUCGACAGGGUGUGCAUUUCCAAUGAGGCUUCUAUCAGCAGGCUUUCUUGCCUGGAUAUGUACGAGACCUGUACAGAGGCGGGAGAAGACAAGGUGGAACAAAACCUGAAAGGAGGUCUUGACUUGGCUUAUAAUGAGCCACCCCCGUCUCUCUACGGAUUGCGACAGAAGGACCCGGUAUGCUGGUUGCCUCGCGAAAUUAUCAAAAAGGCGGUCAAGAAAGAAAUUUCCAGCUCUUGUUCUACGACGAGCAAUCUCGUCAGCUCCAACCCCUCGAUGCUCACUUUCCGAUGUUCUCGCUGUCUUCGCGGAACUCGUCUCUCGCGCAAGGUCAACCCGGCAAGCGUUUCUUUGCGCCAUUCCAACGACAGGAAAUGCUCUGUGACCUGGAGCCUAGGCCUCGUGACUACCGAGCAUGCCAUACCCCCUGCCGUUGCAGGACUGUACCCCUCGAGGCAGCAAAAUUCAUUCCAGGUGACACAAGAGGGCUUUAGCCGAAAGGGCUUCCACAUCAUGACAAUAUGGCAGUCGAAAAGAGAAAAGGAACUGGCAGUCUUAGGGAAGACAUCCAGAAUAACACACUCAGGAUCCGAUCGCUGUCUUUCGGUCUCGAGUGCCAGGCUUGUUCCGAAAAGCGCCAGCGUAUCGCUCAAGACACCAAAUUUGGUUGAGUCGUGGCCAUUGCCUCGGGAUCGUCACGACAUCAUGGGCUGUAACUGCGCAUCUACCGAAAAGCCCCUCCUCGAUGACCCCCUUACGGACAGGGUUUCCAUCACGUUGCCUUUGACGUCGAAUCUGGCCAAUGUUGGAACACAGAUUUCCGAAUUUGUUCGCUUUCUCCUUCCAGAUUGGGACUGUCAAUCUCGAAUUGUCAAACGUACAAGACUCCGUCAGCAAGCCUUUUUGCCACCGAGCGCCACCUCAUGUUUCGUCUCCAUGACCGGGUCCCUGACCAUGGUGAUUGGUAAAGGAUCAGGAGCGGUCGAUCACCCAGGUUACCCGCCCCGGUUGCCCUCGGGCAUCCCUGGAGACCCGUACAAGAGUACCAGAAUUCAAUAUGUCGCGCCAUUGGCAAAAGUCAACGACGAACACCGUGUGCAUCCGAGACGCACGUUGUUCAGCAGGCCAGUUUCAGGCCCGCCUGUCAGGAGCCUGCCAAGGGCUUUUGUGGAUGCAACGUUGGACGGGCCUUUAAUGAUAGAUCCAUGGAUCCAUCGGCUACCGGGCCCUUUGGAUGUCGAGGCAAGCGCUGCCACGCUUUUGACGUGGCUUACCUGGCUGGGGUAUCAUAACAACUCUGGCUUCCCCAAUAGGAUGACGCGCGUAGCAAAAAGAGAGACCACUUUGCCCGGCUACCACGAUGUUCCUAAUAUGGACCCGUCACUGAUUCGAGACAGUCCCACGAGGGCGGAUUUGGCGAAUAUGAUGAGUUGUGAUAUGGCGGCUUCUUGCAUCGAAACUGCCAUAAUAAGCCAGUCCCAGAUAAGAGGAUGGUUCGAGUCACGCCCCACAUUAGAGACCUGCCGAGCCGUCGACCGGCAGAGCGGGUCAUGCCCGUGUCCGGGCCGGGGCACCUUCUUCGCACAUCCGAACGCUCAGACCAUGCGUUUGGCCCAAGGGGGAAAGGUCCUGCUCUGGCGUGCUCUGCCCUUGCCGCCCGACUCAUUCAGUGAUUCAGCGCGCACUGAGCAAGGGCACUUGGGAGUCUGGGAUUUGGAAGUCCGUGUAAAACUGGGACUCACCUCAGGCUGA